This is a messenger RNA of Rotaria sp. Silwood2, 777 nucleotides long. NCBI's taxonomy places the organism in Eukaryota, Metazoa, Rotifera, Eurotatoria, Philodinida, Philodinidae. The record is from the annotation of a GenBank genome assembly.
AUGACCAUAUCUAUUGUGGUCUGUUUUCUACUUGGUUUAAUUACACAAAAUUAUUCACAAGUUGAUAAAUUAUGGAGUUUAUUACCACUAAUAUAUUGUUUGAUUGUUGUUUUAUGUUCAACAGUUCAACCUCGUAUUCUCUUAAUGACUAUUCUUGUUUGGAUGUGGGGUCUUCGUUUAACAUAUAAUUUUGCACGAAAAGGUGGUUAUACAUGGUCAGGUGAAGAUUAUCGAUGGCCUGUAUUAAAAAAAAUUAUUAAUAAUCGUUUUUUAUUUGAAUUAUUUAAUUUAAUAUUUAUUUCUAUUAUUCAAAAUAUUCUUCUUCUCUUUAUUACUUCACCAAUUUUUUAUGUAGCAUACCAUCAAUCAUUACCACUUAAUGCAUGGGAUUUAAUUUGCACAUUAUUUUUCUUAUUGUUUUUUACUAUUGAAGUUACUGCUGAUCAACAACAAUGGAAUUUUCAUGCAGAUAAAAAAGAAAACCGAUCAUGGACAAAAGACGGUUUUCUUCAAACAGGUCUUUUUAAAUAUUCAAGACAUCCAAAUUUUUUUUCAGAAAUAAUGAUAUGGUGGGUUUUUUAUGCAUUUACACUUUCUGUUCAACCAUUUUCUUAUGUUAAUUGGACAAUUUUGGGUUCUAUUUCAUUGACAUUAUUGAUAAAUGGUUCAACAAAUUUUACUGAAACGAUUAGUUCACAAAAAUAUCCAAAAUAUAAGCAAUAUCAACAAACAACAUCAAGACUACUACCAUGCUGGUCGUCGAAGAAAGUUGAUUAA